CGCGCUUCCGACCCUACUGUAGUGUAUACGGUAACUAUAGGAUCUGUGUUGACGUGUUCUUGUUGGACGAAAAUAUUCAGACUCGCAGGUUGACGUCUGACUUCCCCUCUCACUCUCGCACCUGACUGACCGGCUUAAGGCCGCCAGCUUCUCUCACUCACCGCCCAUCAAAACUAAAAGAUGGGUUGUGGAGUGAAGUGUGUGGACAAUCUCCUGACCCGGAGUUUCUACAAGCUCGGAAUCCAGAUCGGCCACACUCCCGGCUACUUCCUCAUCAUCCCCGUGCUGUUGACACUCCUAUGUGUCACCGGUUACCACCAGAUACAUUACCAGAUGGACCCGGAGUAUCUGUUCAGUCCACAACAAGGUCCAGGCAAGACGGAGAGAGCCAUAGUCGAGACAUACUUUAAAAUGAACUACACCAGUCGAUUCAAUCCAACCCGAAUCACCAGGCCAGGUCGGUUUGGAAGAGUAAUUGUGAUACCAAAGCACGGCAGCAACAUGUUGUCAGUAGAAGUGUGGAAGGAACUGCGAGUAUUAGACGGAAUCAUCAAGAACGCCACCAUAGUGUUUGGUGAAGAGCAAAGAAGCUAUACAUACGAGGACAUCUGCGCUCGAUGGGUGGACCACUGCUUCGAGAACGACAUUCUCAAUCUUGACCACAUCAUGGAGGAGGUAGUCAACAAAACGCUGAACCUAACAUUUCCAAUAAUGUUCAACCCAGUGACGUGGGACGCUCACACAUUCCCAGUCUACUUCGGAGGUACGGUGGUGGACGAUGACGGCAUCAUCAUCAGCGUACCCUCGCUGCAGCUAGCCUACUUUGUCAAUGCAGACACUAAGACACAGGAUGCAAGAGGAGCAGUGUGGGAGGAAGCGUUCCUAGCGGCCGUAGGUAAAGCUGAGGACUCCGGAAUGUUCAAGUACAUCUCAACGGCUCGCUUUGCAUCUCGAACUCUAGACAUUGAACUGGAGAAAAACACUCAGGGAGUCGUUCCGUUCUUUGGCUCAACAUUCGUCAUCAUGGCUGUGUUCAGUGUCAUCACCUGUAUGAUGGUAGACUGGGUCCGGUCAAAGCCUCUGUUGGGGUUGCUGGGUAAUGUGUCGGCUGCUAUGGGCACAGUCGCAGGCUUUGGUCUGGCUAUGUACUGCGGCAUUGACUUCAUCGGCAUCAACCUUGUAUCUCCACUACUCAUGUGCAGUAUAGGUAUAGAUGACACAUUUGUGAUGCUGGCUGCUUGGCGUCGCACACCAGUCACCAUGUCAGUUCCUGAGAGGAUGGGUCACACUAUGUCAGACGCUGCAGUUUCCAUUACCAUCACAAGUGUCACUGACAUGGUCAGCCUCUGGAUUGGAAUGCUUAGUCCUUUCCCCUCCAUACAAAUCUUCUGUCUCUACUCAAGUUUUGCUGUAGGGUUCAUCUUCCUAUGGCACAUCACCUUCUUUGCAGCCUGCAUGGUUUUGGCUGGAUACGCAGAACAUGACAACAGACACUCUAUCCUUUGUAUCAAAGUCAAACCAGUCUCUCUGUCAGGUAAGGCAUCUUGCUUGUACCGCAUAUUCUGCACUGGGGGAAUCAAUCCUAAGGACCCUGACAACCCAAUGGACAACCCCGACAAUGCCAUGAUGGUGUUCUUUAGAGAUUCUGUGGCUUGGUGUGUUAACCAAUGGCCCUUCAAGGUAAUAGUCCUGUUGGUGUUUGGAGCCUACAUCAGUGGAGCUAUAUAUGGACUGACUACUCUGCAGGAAGGGCUGCAACGGAGGAAACUGUCGCGAGCUGACUCCUACUCCAUUGAGUUCUAUGAUCGAGAGGACUUCUACUUCAGAGAGUUUCCUUACAGAAUGCAAGUGAUCCUCUCAGGUGAGUUGAACUAUUCCGAUCCUCUGAUCCAAGAUCAAAUUGAGAACUUGACUCGGACAUUUGAAGCGUCUCCGUACAUCUCGACUCCUCUUUACACAGAGUCUUGGCUGCGGUCCUUUGUUAGCUACGUGAAACGCAACCAAGACUACCUCAAUGUCUCCAUUGAUACAGAGGACAGCUUCAUAAAAACACUUAAUGAGUUGUGGUUGUUCAAACCAAACCCGUUCUCCUUGGACGUGAAGUUUAAUGACGCGGAUACAAGGAUCAUCGCUUCUCGCUUCAUGAUACAAGCGGUCAACAUCAGUGAUGGUAACAUGGAAAAAGACAUGGUCAGAGACUUGCGGAGAAUCUGUCAAGAGAGUCAUCUGAACGUUAGCGUGUUCCACCCGUACUUUGUUUUCUUUGAUCAGUUUGAGCUGGUCCGUCCCACCUCCAUACAAAGCAUGAUUGUCGGUGCCACUAUCAUGAUGAUUAUCUCCUACAUCUUCAUUCCCAAGUUUGCCUGUUCGCUGUGGGUCGCCUUCUGUAUCAUAUCCAUAGAGAUUGGAGUUGCCGGAUACAUGGCCUUGUGGGAUGUCAACCUAGACUGCAUCUCUAUGAUAAACCUCAUCAUGUGCAUCGGAUACUCCGUAGACUUCACCGCUCACAUCUGUUACGCCUACAUGUCAUCCAAAGAGGAAAGAGUCGAGGAUAGAGUGAAAGAGUGCCUUUAUUCUCUUGGUCUUCCUAUAUUCCAAGGAUCAGUCAGUACGAUUCUCGGAGUAGCCGCUCUUAUUUUUGCUCAGAGCUACAUAUUUCUGGUGUUUUUCAAGAUGAUUUUCCUCGUUAUAUUUUUUGGUGCUCUUCAUGGAAUGUUCCUUCUGCCUGUUCUCUUAUCGUGGUUUGGACCUGGGGCAUGUUCCCCUAAGAAGUCUGAUUUGUCACGAGUAGAAAAAACAUUCCCUCAUCCCUACUGCAUCCCUCAUCCCUCACUGCAUCCGAUGUCUCAGAUGAACGGGAACGGAAAGCACUUUGGUGUUCCUCUUCACGGAAUGACGGACGCACCCAGGCUCGUAAUGUCCACCUACAAUGGGAACAUCCGAGGGAAAUUCAUUGUAGAAGGAGAAAAAGACCUCGGACUUGGAACCUCGGGAGAGGACUCUAGUGAAUCUAGCUCUUCAAAGUCUCAGCGGCGCAGACAAGAAGUUGAAGACGAUGAAGUGCAGCGUAGACGUUACGUAGAAGGUUGGAGAAAGUCGUCAGUACCUAACUCUAGCUCAAACCGUUCUCCGCUGACCUACCACAAUGGAGGGUACAUGAGUGAAGAGGACUCGCAACCUUGGAGAGGUCAUCCAGCGUCAAAUCAGAACAGGCCACGAGCACAACACUACUCGCCACACCAUGGGCGGCCAUACCCUGGGGAUGGGAGGUACCCCUAGACUUCAGCAACCCAAAGACUUGUAUAAAGUUCCAUUAUUGACAUCUGUGGAAUUGUGUGAUUUUAGUUUUUAAAUGCACUAUGCUUUCAAAUAUCACAACUUUAACUUUUAAUAAAAUGACAAAAGUAAAUCCAAAAACACAAACUAGUUUUAGAAAAACAAGGUGCACAGUAAAAUAAUUUCUUUGGUUAUGUUAUAAAAUUCUUACUGUUGUAAUAAGUCCACAAUUGUAAGCUUUAUGUUCAUUGCUGAGUAUCUUUAAAAUACUCAGUAGUUUUCUAAUUAGUACUUAAAAUAUUUAUAACCUUUUAAAGUGUAAAGUAAUGUUGUAGGUCUAAGUAUUUUAAAUCAUAAAAAUCCUCAAAUGAUUCUGUGAUAAUGCCAACAGGGUUCUCUAAGAACUGACCCUAUUAAACUACACGUUAAAACUAUCUUGCAUAAUUCCAUGUAUUUAUUUUCAUUGUAUAUAAUAACAUACUUAUGAUAUAGUGAAGUAAUGUUUACAGGAAUACGUGUUUCAUAUAACAUUUGAUCCAAACCAUUAUUUUCAUAGCAUGUCAAAAUCUAGUUUACCAUCACAUCAAUGAUAUUUUAAGUUAACAACAAUUUUUGUGAGAGAGGAACUUCUUUAAUAAAUAUGUCAACUGUAAAUACCUUUAUAAUAAUUUUACUAUAUAAUAUAAUAUGUAAAUACUCUUUCGUACACAUUUAUGAUGACUAGUCAUUUUGUCUCCAUAAAGGUAAAUAAAACUCAUGGUGGUAGGAAAAAUGUAGGUGGUGUGCUAUUCCUGUCAUAUGCUGACGUCAUCCAAAAAGCAAACACUACUUCCCUUUUAAGAAAAAAAUUAUAAGAACAAUAACAAUCAAAUCAAAACAAAUAUACACUAUAAGACAGUUACAAUCAGGUGAUUUUCUGUUUGCAAUCUAGGGGAAGUCAGCAUACAACGGGAGUAUCACACCUAUGUUUAUUCCUUCCACAAAGGGUAUAACUUUUGAAUGACGCGUAAUAAUUUAUAGUCUUAAGUAAAUAUAACUGUCAGCAGAUCUAUUUGAUUGCUAUUUUGACUAUGGAUACUAAUGCAAAAUUUGUAAUGUUACUUAUCAAAAUAUUUUCACUUCAGAAUUUACAUACUAUGUUGCCUUUGGAUAAUCAGGCUUAAUUAAAUGAGCCGGAUUUAGGAGAAAGCUGGACCAUCAAGAGACCAUUAUAAAUAAAUUAGUGUAUUAGUGACCAUUGACAAAUUUGGGACAGCUAAGUUUGACAUUAAUUUUUUUUUUUUUUUUUUUUUUUUGUGAGCGGGUGGCAAAUGGACAUAUGGGUGUUCUGUGUUUUGUUUGAUUUAUCACAACUGAACAGUGCCACCUACUACACAAUAAUUUUAAUAAUAAUGUAUUAACAAUUGUAUGAUAGGUUCAGUAAUUAAUGUGAUGUUUCAAAGUAUGUAAUAGCAUAUACAGAUUACAAAUCAAAUGUAAUAUCAAAUAAGUGAGUAUUGUAAUUUCAUAUUGGACUGUACUUCAAUAUGAAAUUACAUACAUACUAGUACAUUUAGACUAUUAUUUUUUUGGGAAAUGUCGAGUCGGACUUUUGUGGGAGUACAGUACCAAAUUUCAAAUGAAUAUGAAUAAGUUCUAAGUUUAAAAAGUGCAGAGUUUGGGAUGGAAUAAAGUUACAUUUUUAAUCUCCUUUUUAGAUUUAUCAGCAAAAGCAUUUUGGGAAACAUCACAGAAUGGGAACAUUGAAUUUUAUGAUUUUGAACAGUCUAAGUAGGUUACAUUUUAGUUCCUUAAAUAGGUUUAAACAAGGUUAAAAUAUGCACCUAGGUGGCAUUCCCAUGUCAUUAAUAAUAAUAAUAAUAUUUUUUUUAUUUGGGCAUAUUUUAAAUUUGUUGGUCCACUCUUAUUUACAACGAUCUUUGUAAGUUGAUCAAUAAAAAUUAAAAUAUUUCUAAAGCAAACCAUGUAAAAUUUUCAUGUUAGUGUGUUACUAAAUAUUUGAAAUUACUAAGUUAUCCGUAGUUACAAAAAAAAACAACAACAUACUAAAAAUUUGUAUUAUUCUUCAUCCUUGAUGAAUUAAUAGCAAGUGAAAAACUAAGUAGAUGUGUAAUGUUAGUAGAGAUGGAAGCAAACAAUAUUAUCUAGAGUUUUGUCAAAGUUAUUGCUCAAUUUUUAUUGCAAAUAUUUUAAAGCUUUGUAAAAUGUAGAUGUUAUGUGUAUUUUUUACAGAAUGACAGUAAAUUUAUUUUACAAUAA
Molecule: messenger RNA, 5535 nt
Organism: Macrosteles quadrilineatus (aster leafhopper)
Lineage: Eukaryota; Metazoa; Arthropoda; Insecta; Hemiptera; Cicadellidae
Product: patched domain-containing protein 3-like
Exons: 15
Coding region: 181-3279 (1032 amino acids)
Cellular component (GO): plasma membrane; cytoplasmic vesicle membrane
Source: RefSeq, a predicted model, not a curated record